AUGUCAGUUUUACCCUCAUCUAUUUGGCUUCCUGCUGUCUCUUCUCAUUCCGAGUCGACUCGUCGUCGUUGUCGGACUCACCUGAAUGAUAUCAGCUCGUGUUCAUUGACUAGGCAGCAGCGACUCGGCGUCGACGCCAUUGUUAAGUUCGGAGUUUUCCGAAAACAAACAACCUAUCAGUGCUGCUUAGCUAUGCCAGUUGAAGAGGGACCCACUUCAUCAUCGUCUCAGGAUAGCUUGCUGUACUCCAGAGCAUAUUGGGUCACCAAAUCAAUAGUUGCUUGGAAUGUGGAAGCUGCAGAUGGUUCUUGUUAUCUGUACGCCAGCAAGACUGCUGCGUUAUAUGUUGCAAAUAAUGGAAUCGAAGAUAUAGUUGUUGAUAUUUCCAUGCAAACAGGCCACGAUUUGAAAAUUAAGCUCGAAGAAGAUAGUGCUGGGCUUCCAGAAAAUGUGAAGGAAAAGUUUCCUCAUAUUCGAGAUUAUAGAGCUUAUAAGGUCCCUCUGGCUUUGGAUGUCAAAAGUCUGCUCAAGUGCCAAUUGGCUGUUGCUAUCUUCAGUUGUAAGCAUUUCAUAUAUGUGUUCCAUUCUUUGUCAUUUGAGAUAAGAGCUUUUCGAAGCCACGAGAAAGUAGCUGAUAGGAAUUGCAUAAAUGCUACCGGUAUGCAGUUACCUGGUGUUGUUGAUGAAUUAUUCUCGUAUAAUGGACCCCUUGGCGCGGUUUUCUCAAACGGAGUUGUUUCACUUUACCUUUGGGCCCCUACUGCUCAAGUAGUACGUGCCUACAUUUACAGGGAUCCUUCAGGAAGUGAUCCUCUAGAAAUUCUUGAGCUUGAGGAGCUAAAUGGGGUUUGGAAUGCUAAUGGACCCAGAAAUUGGGAGGGCUGUUACUAUGUUUAUGAAGUCACUGUUUACCAUCCUAGCACCUUGCAGAUCCAAAAAUGUGUUGCAAAUGAUCCAUAUUCUAGAGGGCUCUCAGCUAAUGGAAUGCGGACUUUGUUAGUGAAUCUGGAUUCUGAUGCUUUAAAACCUGAAGGAUGGGAUAACUUGGCAGAUGAGAAACCUGAGCUUUUUUCUUUCUCUGACAUUAGUAUAUAUGAGUUGCAUAUAAGAGACUUCAGGUAUAGAGCAAUAUCUUCUUGUUCUUUCAAAAUUGCAAGAAAGAUCCUACCUACUUUAGAGUUCUCUCUUUUCCUCCUUGCUAGUGACUCUACUGUGCAUCCUGACUUUCGUGGUGGUUAUCUUGCCUUUACUUCCCAGCUCCCUAGUUGCUUCAGUCCGACCAGCUUGGUUGAAAGUGAAGGGCAGUGGAAUGGAAGUUCCGUUCCUGCUCAUUCAUCUUAUUGCCAGUGCCUUGGCCUUCCUUCUUCUAAUGGAAAGGAGCGGCAGAUAAUGGGGAAACUUGUGUUCGCAUUUCGAGUUUCGAGCUGCGAAUCUUCCAACUUGGGGACUAGACCAUUUGCCAUUGGUGGCAUGGAAAGGCGCUCCACACGAAAAAGAAAAGAAAGUGG
This is a messenger RNA of Ilex paraguariensis (yerba mate), 1508 nucleotides long. Lineage: Eukaryota; Viridiplantae; Streptophyta; Magnoliopsida; Aquifoliales; Aquifoliaceae. The record is from the annotation of a GenBank genome assembly.